AGUUUUCAGAGUUCAGAGUCCAUGUUGAUGUGGACGGAGCAGCAGAGGAGACCAGAUUCAAAGUUGGUCGGUGUUUCUGGUUCAUGUCUCUGAAUGACUGAAGUCCAGAAGAUGGAUGAUUGUUUGGAGAAAGAGGAGGAGAGACCAGAGUCUCCAGGAUCCAUCUGUCUGUCUAUGAAGAGUGACCGGUCCAAUGAAGAACCUCCAAACUUCAGUAACGAACCUGGACCUUCAGACAAAAAAGGUCGGUACCGCAGUCAGAGACCAGAGUCUCCAGGAUCCAUCUGUCUCUCUAUGAAGAGUGACCGGUCUAAAGAUCAACCUCCAAAGUUCAGUAAAGAAUCUGGACCCUCAGACACAAGAAGACGAGUGAAUUCUGCAGCUUCCAGGUGUCGGUCUACGAAGAGUGACGUCUCCAAAGAUCUACCUGACGACUUCAACAAUAAACCUGCUCCGAUGAAACGGAGCUCAUACCAGACGACUUCAUCGGAAAAUCUGGGACAUGGAAAAAGAUCCAGAGCAAGCUCUCGACUAGCAGAUGCUGGUCUGCAGGAGGUCCUAGAUGAACAUAAGACCAGUCUGAGGAGCAGAUGUGAACAUGUGACUGAAGGAACUGAUGAAAAAGGAAGUAGAACCCCCCUCAACAGGAUCUACACGGAGCUCUUCAUCACAGAGGGACUGAGGGAAGAGGUUGAUACCCAACAUGAGGUGAGGCAGCUGGAGACAGCUCCCAGGAUGAAGAGCCUCCAUGACGCUCCAAUCAGGUGCCAGGACAUCUUUAAAGCCUUACCUGGCCAACGUGGAGCCAUCAGAGUGGUUCUGACCAACGGCGUCGCUGGCGCUGGGAAAACCUUCUCGGUUCAGAAGUUCUCUCUGGACUGGGCCGAGGGCUGGGAGAACCAAGACGUCACCGUGGUGAUUCUGCUCUCGUUCAGGGAGCUGAACCUGAUCAGAGAUGAGUUCAGUCUUCUCAGGCUGAUCCAGGUUUUCCAUCCAUCGUUCCAGAAGCUCACAGCAGAGCAGCUGGCUGCCGGGAAACCGUUGUUCAUCUUUGACGGCCUGGAUGAAAGCAGACGUUCCCUGGACUUCAACAACGGUCCGGUCGUGUCUGACGUCACACAGAGCUCAUGGGUCAACGUGCUGCUGACCAACCUCAUCCAGGGGAACCUGCUUCCCUCAGCUCUCAUCUGGAUCACUUCCAGACCUGCAGCAGCCAAUCAGAUCCCUCACAAACACGUGGACAGGCUGACAGAAGUACGAGGCUUCACCGACGGCCAGAAGGAGGAAUACUUCAGGAGGAGGUUCAGGGAUGAAGAGCGGUCCAGCAGCAUCGUCUCCCACAUGAAGACAUCCAGAACCCUCCACAUCAUGUGUCAACUCCCGGUCUUCUGCUGGAUCACUGCUACAGUUCUGGACCACAUGUUGACCACGGAGCAGAGAGGAGAGCUGCCCAAGACCCUGACUGACAUGUUCUCCCACUUCCUGCUGGUCCAGACCAAGAGGAAGAAGAACAAGUACCAGGAGGGACGUGAGACGAGUCCACAGGAGCUGACGGAGGCUGACAGGGACCUUCUCCUGAAGCUGGGGAGGCUGGCGUUUCAACAUCUGGAGAAAGGAAACAUCAUGUUCUACCAAGAAGACCUGGAGCAGUGUGGUCUUGAUGUCCCAGAGGCCUCGGUGUACUCAGGAGUUUGUACCCAGAUCUUCAGGAGAGAGUGUGAGGUCUUCCAGAAACCCGUCUACUGCUUUGUUCAUCUGAGCAUCCAGGAGUUCCUGGCUGCAGUCUACGUACUCCACUGUUGGUCCACCAGAAACACAGAUGUGCUGGAGAACUUCCUGGGAGGAAACAGUUACUCAUCUCUGGGUGACUUCCUGUGGAGAGUCAUGUGGAAAUCCCUGUACAGUAAAAAUGGCCACCUGGACCUGUUUGUUCGCUUCCUUCAUGGUCUUUCUGUGGAGUCCAACCAGAGACUGUUAGGAGGUCUGCUGAACCAGAGGAAGAACCGUCCAGGAACCAUCCAGACAGUCAUCUACAACCUGAAGGAGAUGAACACUGACAGAAUCUCUCCUGACAGAAGCAUCAACAUCUUCCAGUGUCUUAUGGAGAUGAACGACCUCUCAGUUCAUCAGCAGAUCCAAGAGUUCCUGAAGUCAGAGAACAGAUCAGAGAAGAAGCUCUCUGAGAUCCAGUGUUCAGCUCUGGCCUACAUGCUGCAGAUGUCGGAGGAGGUUCUGGAUGAGUUGGACCUGGACAAGUACAAGACAAAAUUGAGCGGUCGACGGAGACUGAUUCCAGCUGUGAGGAACUGCAGAAAGGCUCGAGUUGUUGCUUGUUUGCUCUCAAACACUCACUAUGAAGUUGUUGCGUCCGCUCUGAAGUCCAACCCCUCCCAUCUGACAGAACUGGACCUGAGUCAGAACCGGGAACUGCAGGAUUCAGCAGUGGAGAUUCUGUCUGGUGGACUGGAGAGUCCAAACUGUAGACUGGAGACUCUGAGGUUGGAGCUCUGCAGUCUGUCAGAGAUCAGCUGUUCUUCUCUGGGCUCAGCUCUGAAGUCCAACCCCUCCCAUCUGAAACAUCUGGACCUGAGCUGGAACCAGCUGCAGGAUUCAGGAGUGAAACAUCUGUGUGGAUUUCUGGAGAGUCCAGACUGCAGACUGGAGACUCUGAGGUUGGAGGACUGCAGUCUGUCAGAGAUCAGCUGUUCUUCUCUGGUCUCAGCUCUGAAGUCCAACCCCUCCUAUCUGAAACAUCUGGACCUGAGCUGGAACCAAAACCUGCAGGAUUCGGGAGUGAAACAUCUGUGUGGAUUUCUGGAGAGUCCAGACUGCAGACUGGAGACUCUGGGGUUGGUGUACUGCAGUUUGUCAAAGAUAAGCUGUUCUUCUCUGAUCUCAGCUCUGAAGUCCAACCCCUCCCAUCUGAAACAUCUGGACCUGAGCAGGAACGACCUGCAGGCUGCAGAUGUGGAGCAGCUUUCUGACCUGGUGAAGAGUCCAGACUACCAGCUGCAGACUCUCAGCUGGGACUAGAGAGAGUCAACGGGACGGUGUUUGUGCUGAGAGGAUGAGACGUGUCCUGAUCGUCCUCAGAGGUUGAAGCAGAACCAGUUUGUGUGGACAAACUCUGACUGGACCGUGAUGAUGAUGAUGAUGAUGAUGAUGAUGAUGAUGAUGAUGAUGAUGAUGAUGAUGAUGAUGAAGAUGUACAUAGUUUCUGAAUUCCAGAGUUUUACAAACUUGUUCAUCUAUUUCAUGUUAAGUCAGAAAGUCUUUGUUGUCAGUAUAUUAUUGUUAAAAAAACAGUACAUCAAAAUGUAGCCUUUAAUUUGAACUAUAGUUUCGUUCGACAUUGUUCCUCAAGCGCUUCGUCUAAAGUAGUAGGGAGGAGGUUUCUACUACUAAUGUACUGACGGAUAAAUGUCUGCGCUGCCGCGGCGGAGCUGAUCAGCAAAGCAGCCGUCUCCCCCACCGAGUCACAUGACUCCCCCGGUGUUUUCUUUUUAUUUACAUGUUUCCGUUUCAUUCCAAGUUCUUUUUGUUGUUGUCGUGUUUUCAGCUUCGUCGUUCAUUCGUUCUUUUGUUCGUUUUGUUUAUUUCGAACAUGUAUAAAAAACAAGAGGAAAAGAUAAGAGAAACAAAUACAGGUGGGCAUUAUUUCACCACAUGAAGAAAAAAAAACAACAUCAAAACACAUAUUUCAGUUACAUGUUCGAAAAGGAGUGGGGGGGGGGGGGUGUAUAAACUUAUUUAAUCCCACCCCCUUUCCACAACUAAACAUAAAUUAUAUGCCUGUAUUUACUUUUUAUACUAUACACUAAUUUGCAUAAAUAUAUAUCAUUUUUACAAAAAUAACCUGUUUAAUUCCAGAUGUAAGCUUUAUCAUAAAUAUAACUAUGAUAUAAAUAUAAUAUAACUAUGAUAUAAAUAUAAUACGUAUAUCUAAGUAUAUAAACAUACAAAGACAACAUGACGAAAUAGCAAAACACACACAGCUAGUGAUCUUUAAACACAGUCUUCACUUUUAUACCUCAAAUAAACCAUUUCUUUAUAUUUCUUCUGAAAUUGUUUUAUGUUUGUACAUUCUUUUAACUCCAAAUUCAAAUCAUUCCACAGUUUAAUUACACAAACUGAUACACAAAAACUUAUUUUUGUUGUACACACAAAUAAAGAUUUGAAGUUUAGGUUACCCCUUAAAUGAUAACCCCCUUCCCUCCCAAUGAAUAAUUUCUGAAUGUUAUCCGGUAGCGAAUUAUUUUUUGCUUUAAACAUUACUUGUGCAGAUUGAAAUGCCACUUAAUCCAUACAUUUUAAUACUUUAGACUGUAAGAAUAGUGAGUUAAGUGUGAUCUCCAUAUCCAGCCUUAUGAAUGUAUCGUAUUUCUCUCUUUUAAAGUAUGAGUAAUGAGUGUAACCUGGUUUUAUAGUUAUUGCCCCAAAUUUCUGCACAGUAAGUGAAAUAUGGAAGAACUAGUGAACAGUACAGAAUGUGGAGGGCCCUGUAAUCUGUUAAGUACUGCAAUGCUCUUUGAAACUUUGUUUUGUGGCUUAAUAUGAGAUUUCCAGCUAAUUUGAUCAUCCAUUAUUACGCAGAGAAAUCUGAUUUUGUUUACUGUUUCAAUAUCACUGCCAUCCAAUUCAACUUUUAUUUGCAUAUCACUUCUCCAAUUUCCAAAUCACAUUAUUUUUGUCUUACUCAUGUUUAAUGAUAAUUUGUUAUCAGUGAACCAUAUUUUUAACUUACUCUAAUUCUGUCGUGACAUCAAGCAUUCGUUUUUGUAAAUCAGUACCAGAGCAGAACAGAUGUGUGUCAUCAGCAAAUAGAACAUAAUUUAGUACUUUAGAUACUUGGCAUAAGUCAUUGAUGUAAAGAAUAAACAAUUUGGGUCCCAGCACUGACCCCUGGGAGACACCACAAGUAGUGCUCAAACAUUUGGAACAGUAAUCACCCAGCCACACAAAUUGCUUCAUGUCACUCAGAUAGCUCCUCACCCACUGUAAAACUGUACCCCUGAUGCCAUACCGUUCCAGUUUAGUAGGUAAAAUAUCAUGGUUUAUUGUAUCAAAUUCUUUUUUUAAUUCCACAAAUAUUCCAAGUGCGUGCGUUUUCUGAUCUAUAGAACUUGUUAUUUCUUCCACUGAAAUCUAUUAAUGCCAAUGAUGUAGAUCUAUUUGUCAUGAACCCAUACUGACAAUCAGAGAGUAGUUUGUGUUUAUUUAUGAGAAUUUCCAGCCGAUUAUUGAAAAGCUUUUCAAGAAUUUUGGAGAAUUGUGGAAGCAGAGAGACAGGUCUGUAAUUUGUGAAGUGGUGUCUGUUCCAAGAUUUGUACAGAGGUAUUACUUUUGCAGUUUUCAUUUUAUUUGGGAAUGUACCAGUAGUGAAUGAUAAAUUACAAAUGUAAGCAAGCGGUUUUGAAAUACCCUCAAUUAGACUCUUAAUUACAGACAUAUCAAUGUCGUCACAGUCAGUGGAUUUUUUUGCUUUUACAUUUAGUAACAGUAUGUAUGUCUUCUUCUUCGUCCACUGCUGUAAUAAACAUUGAACUGAGAUUCCUUUCAAUAAAAUAAUCCUUCUCUCCC
Molecule: messenger RNA, 5580 nt
Organism: Cololabis saira (Pacific saury)
Lineage: Eukaryota; Metazoa; Chordata; Actinopteri; Beloniformes; Belonidae
Product: protein NLRC3-like
Exons: 11
Coding region: 94-3033 (979 amino acids)
Molecular function (GO): protein binding
Source: RefSeq, a predicted model, not a curated record